Chenopodium quinoa (quinoa) is the source of this 1500-nucleotide messenger RNA. RefSeq names its product protein ENHANCED PSEUDOMONAS SUSCEPTIBILTY 1-like. The transcript has a single exon. Bases 8 to 1432 code for a protein of 474 amino acids. Lineage: Eukaryota; Viridiplantae; Streptophyta; Magnoliopsida; Caryophyllales; Amaranthaceae. The record is from RefSeq and is a predicted model, not a curated record.
CAUAAAAAUGGCCAAUCCUCAACAAGAUAAAAAAGCACCCAUCAACUUAAUUUCCGAAUGCUUUGUAAAACCAAAAUAUGAACCCACAAAACAGCCUUACCACUUAGGACCGAUUGAUUUACUUUUCUUAACUAUUGAUCCCAUACAAAAAGGUCUUCUUUUUACACUAAAUAAUUCCCCAAGUUUUUCAUCCUGUGAAUCCCAAAAUAUUGAAAAUGUUCGUACCAAAAUUGUGUGUAAUUUGCUAGAGAAGCUCAAAUGUUCGCUUUCUAUCGCCCUCGUACACUUUUACCCGUUAGCGGGUCGUUACACUAUACAAAAGUACCCCGAUGAUAACGCUUGUUCGAUAUAUGUUGAUUGUAACAAAGGCCCUGGCGCGAGGUUCAUCUAUGCUACCGCCCUCGGCCUAGCCGUUUCGGAUGUUCAAUCCCCCGUUGAUGUUUCCAUCGUUCAUCCUUUCUUUGAUCUUGGUGAAAAAUACGUAAACUACGAUUGUCAUACUAAGGCUUUGCUAUCGAUCCAGGUAACGGAACUUUUAGAUGGGGUGUUUAUUGGGUUUAGUAUGAGUCAUAGUGUUGUCGAUGGUACCUCUUUUGUUCAUUUUAUGAACGUGUUGUCUGAAAUAUUUAGAUCAUUAGAUAAUCAUAAUAGUGAGGAUGAUGUCACAAAUAUUUCUAGUAGUGUACCAAUUUUUAAUUAUAGGCCUUGGGAUGUUCCGGUCCUUAAAUUACCUUUUAUUGAUGUAGAGGAGUUUAUCUAUCGUGGGUAUGAUCCAGGCCCGUUAAGAGAGAGAAUCUUUCACUUUUCACCGAGUUCGAUGGCUAAGCUCAAGGCCGAGGCUAACCAAGAAUGUGAUACCAAUAAUGUUAUAUCGUCUUUUCAAGCCUUAACCGCGCUUGUGUGGAGGUCCAUCACCCGGAUCCAAAACUUACCUCAAGAUCAACAAACCACUUGCUUUUUAGCUAUGGGGGCCCGAAGCCGGCUUAACCCGCCCAUAUCAGAUGACUACUUUGGGAAUUUUAUUAGUAGGGCCCAAUGGGCUUGCAAGGUGGAGGAGUUAUUGGGUAAUAGUUUGGGCUGGGUAGCAAUGAAUUUGAAUAAAAUCAUUAAGGCUAAUGAUGGGAAAGAAAUACUUGAUUACUACAAAAUGCUUGUUAAUCCACCAAUUGUGGUUCCAAGAGGAAUCGAACCUGAUGUUCAUGGUAUGAAUAGCGUGAUUAUGGGUGGAUCUGCAAGGUUUGAUAUAUAUGGGCCUGAAUUCGGGUUGGGUCGGGCUUUGGCUGCUCGAAUGGGCUAUGGGAACGAGGAUGGGAAGAUCACUGCAAAUCCUGGAUGUGAAGGUGGUGGAAGUGUUGAUUUGGAGAUUUGCCUUGGGCCUCAUAUUAUGGCUGCUCUUGAAGAUAAUCAAGAGUUUAUGAGUUUUGUAUCUUGAGUUGAUUACCACUCUUUAAUGGCUCAUUUGAUAAGCGAUUAUCAAUCAUGGCAAUGGUAAAUUGGUAA